Molecule: messenger RNA, 2350 nt
Organism: Phycomyces blakesleeanus NRRL 1555(-)
Lineage: Eukaryota; Fungi; Mucoromycota; Mucoromycetes; Mucorales; Phycomycetaceae
Exons: 2
Coding region: 1-2169 (722 amino acids)
Molecular function (GO): catalytic activity
Source: RefSeq, a predicted model, not a curated record
AUGGAUAUACAGAACACAUUCAAUAUGCAGUUUAGGACUACUUCCUCAGUUUGGUCCCAACAUUGUGGUUUAGUGUGCCUAACUCCUACGAUUUCUAUUGUCAACCCUUUAACCUCUGUCUGUGGCCGAUGUAUAUCUGCUACAGUUGAGCAUGCCAACAAUAAUUUUUCCCCUUUUCAGAUCUGUGUGGUAUAUGCCCCAGCUACAGUUGGACAGCGGUAUAAAUUCCUAUCUGCCCUGCUUGCUAACUCUUUAUUAUUGCCCACUCAUCCUUCACGCUUCAUCCUGCUGGGAGAUUUUAAUCACUCCUAUCACACUCGUUCACCUCGGCCCCGACUUGCACCUCAUACGUGGCUCCAAUUCCUCUCUGACCACCUCUUUGACUGCGUCACUAUGCCUGAUUCUACCCCUAUGCCUACCUUCCAUCGCGGCACAACGUCCUCCACCUUGGACUAUAUAUUCUCCUCUUCCGAUAUGUUUUCCCACCGCAUUUCGUCUUCCGUGGAUUAUAUUCAUCCGCAAUGGUCAGACCAUUUCCUAGUUUCCGCAUCUUUUCUCUUUGAUUCAGGCACUGUCUUGGGGAAAGGCCUAUGGCGUGCCAACCCACGUCUGUCCUACAACCAGCAUUUCUGUCUCCAGCUUGACUCUCACAUUCAUUCCCUCGUCCACUCUCUACCAACAUCUCUAUCUGUUCAAGAACAUUCGAUUGCCCAACGCGAUGCCUUUUGUUCCUCAUUGUUAACAACCAUACAAUCUUCCUGCGCCAUACACCUCACUCGAUCCUUAUCGAUCCGGGGGCGUGCCACCGUUCUCAAUACUCUCAUUCUCUCCCGUCUCUGGAAUGUCCUACGCGUGAUCUCUGUUCCUGUGUCGUUUCUCGAUAAAGUGAAGUCGGCCAUGGGUCAGUUCUUGCAGCACCGAAUGUUUCCUCCCAUUAAGCUGUCCACUCUUUGUCUCCCUCUUCGUUCUGGCGGCCUUGGAGUAUUAGAUCCUUCUAUACAACAAGGUGCUCUUCAGCUGCGUUGGUUACGUCCUCUCUGUCUCUCUCCUCACUCCACCUCUGGCUUAGUUCCUCCUUGGCUGUCCUUUCUCUUACGUUAUCAUACGUCUGGCACCGACCCCCGAUUGACACUUCUCUUCCACGAUCUUCGCCCCCCCCCCCCCCCCGAUCUGACUGGCCUUGCAGGUUGCUUCCGCAACAUAUUCUCUGCUAUUGAUAGGCUCCCGCACGACUUCUCCCUUGCCCCCAACAUUGCUACGUGUUUGGCACUUCCCCUCCGCUCAGUAUGCCUACCAGCCACAAGCACUACCUCCUUCUCUCCCUCCUGGCAACACCUCCGCGUUGAAGAUGCCUUUCUUGUUGACCCUUCUUUCGACGUUCUCUGCCGUCGAGCGCCGGCUGAUUUCCCACGCAACCCGCUCAUAUUGCGCAAGUUUUUCAAAAGAGUUGACUCUCGCGACACCUUGCUACAACCUUUCCUUGUUCGCGCUUUCCUCCCUUCUCAUAUCCUUCAGCUCAAUGACCCUUCCAUUCCUUCCCGUUCAGGCCCAUCAAUCAAUGCUAGCCCUUUUGUUUGCGGCCUUUUACCCGGAAUACCGUGGUCCAAGCUGAAACCUCGUAUGUAUCGUUCUCUUUGUUCCUCUUCUGUUUCUCCUCCCCUGUCGUCUACACUGUCCAGCUCACAAUGGCGAAUCUUUUGGAACCUUCCUAUACACCACCAUGUCCGCAACAUCUGGUACCGAGGUCUGCACCACAAAUUGUCAUCCCGCUCCCUGUUGCAUCGCAUACUUCCUGGCCCCUUCCCCACCGACUCUUGCCCCAUUUGUGAAGCCUCUACAGACACACCCGACCAUUUCCUCUUCUCCUGCCCCCUCAAAAUUGACGUUUGGUCUACAUUCUGGCAAGAUGUCUUUGGAUCUCAUCCUACUCUUCCUAUACUCCAUGAUGCAUUUUACAACCUGUCUUUCCCCUAUACCCGCCCCUCUGAUAUUCACGCCGCCUCUCUCUUUAGCUGUGCCCUUCUGGCGAUCUGGCGACAUCAUUGGUCCACGGUGUUCGACAAUACACUUUUUGUAUCUUCCACCGUCCUAUCUACCGCUUCCCGCUUGGUUGCCAUAUUUAAGGCUGAAAAAUCUCUUGAUGACCUUGCCUGUUCUCUUGCUACUUAGCUCUACCUUUAGUUUUCCUUCUUACAUAUACACCUCAAAAAAAAAUCAAAAACCCAAAAACAAAUUUUGUGAUGUGCGUCCUUUUUUUUUAGCUAGUGAUCCUCACAAUAAAAACCUGAGCUCUAAUUGCUCCCUACAAAAAAAAAAAGUUUUCGCUAUCAAAAUAAAAUUUGUUCAACCC